Diaporthe amygdali is the source of this 2115-nucleotide messenger RNA. Its product is annotated as H+ symporter. Gene Ontology annotation, biological process: transmembrane transport; phosphate ion transport. The transcript has 5 exons. Gene Ontology annotation, molecular function: phosphate transmembrane transporter activity. The coding region runs from base 1 to 2115 and encodes 704 amino acids. Gene Ontology annotation, cellular component: membrane. The record is from RefSeq and is a predicted model, not a curated record. Lineage: Eukaryota; Fungi; Ascomycota; Sordariomycetes; Diaporthales; Diaporthaceae.
AUGGAGACGCUGCCGGAGCCGACGAUUACUGCCCACCGUCGCACGUAUGGGGGCAACAAUGCAUUCCACAACUUCGCAAAUGACUACUCCCACAUACAAGACCCCAAUCUUCGAAGGAGACUCGCGCUGUCCGAGAUCGAUAAGACACCUUUUGGUUCAUAUCAUGUCAGAGCCGUAUUGAUAGCGGGCGUGGGGUUUUUCAUCGAUAGCUACGAGAUAUUUGCGAUCAAUCUCAUCACGAUCUUCCUGGGCAUGGUGUUCUGGCAGGGCUCACCAGAAGACUCGCGAAAUGGCUUCGGCGGUAACAACGGCCAUCUUCCUACGUCGGUCAACCAGGCCCUCAAGGCUUCGACGAGCGCGGGGAUAGUCAUCGGCCAGAUCCUCUUCGGGUGGCUGGCUGAUUUUCUAGGACGUCGGAAGAUGUAUGGCGUCGAGCUUGGCAUUAUUUUGGUGGCGACGAUGAACUUCGCGCUGGCGAGCCCAAGCCAGUCGAUGAACUCCACGGCCUUGUUAACGCUUCAUCGCGUUAUAAUGGGUGUUGGUAUUGGUGGUGAUUACCCAUUAUCAUCAGUUAUAACAUCAGAGUACGCACCCACAAGGUUUCGAGGCGGAAUGAUGGCAAGCGUCUUUUCCAUGCAGGGUUUUGGCCAACUACUGGCUGCGAUCGUCGCCCUGGUCGUCACAGUCGCCUUCAAGGAAUCCUUCAUCGGCGUCGCAGACGUGUCCGAGUGCGACACAAACUGCCAGAUCGCCGCCGACAGGUGCUGGCGCAUAAUAGUUGGCGUGGGAGCGCUGCCAGCAGUAUUUGCGCUGUAUUACAGAAUCACCAUCCCUGAGACGCCAAGGUACACAUUCGAUGUUGUUCACGACGUGGAGAAGGCGGAUUCCGAUAUCAACUCUUUCCUCAGCAAAUCAAAGGGAGAAAUAGAUACUGUGAGGCAGGCUCGCCUUCUGAAGGUUGCCGGGCCAUCACUAACGACGCCGGCGGCUUCCUGGCGGGACUUGGGGUCUUACUUCGGACGUUGGAAGAAUAUGAAGGUACUGCUUGGCACAACACUCAGCUGGUUCUUCCUCGAUCUCGCAUUCUACGGGCUAGGGCUGAACAAUUCCAUCGUCCUCUCCGCGACAGGCUAUGUCAACGGCGAAACCCUCUACCACAAACUCUACAACAACGCAGUAGGUCUCAUAAUACUGUCCGUCGCCGGGGCCCUUCCCGGCUACUUGGCCGCGGUCUUCACCAUCGACACCAUAGGCCGAAAACCCCUUCAGAUCGGCGGUUUCCUUGUCCUCACCGUACUCUUCUGUAUCCUGGGCUUCGCAUACCACCACCUCAAAGCGGGCUCCAUGUUUGCGCUCUACAUCAUUUCAAUGUUCUUUUUCAAUCUAGGUCCCAACACGACCACCUUCAUCGUACCGGGGGAGUGCUUUCCCACGCGCUACAGAGCUAGCGGCCACGGGCUAUCCGCCGCUGCAGGGAAGAUAGGGGCCAUCAUAGCCCAGAUUAUAUCCCUCCCACUCAUGACCAAAGACGGGGGUGCCAGGCUGGAUAUCCUCUUGCAGAUCUUCGCACUAUUCAUGCUAUGCGGGCUGUUCACAUCAUUCCUUAUCCCCGAGACAAAGGGGCUUACAUUAGAAGAGCUGGCUGGCGAACCGCCGACAAGCUACAACUCGGGACGCAACGGGAGCAUCUCGUUUGACUCGGUGCCAAAGCACCGUUGGAACCCCUUCGGCGGCGGGAAGCCCGCAGGGUUCAAUUACUCGCGCUCCAGAGGGAUGAAGAGGACGUGGAGGCGGAGCCCAACGGUGGGCUCGAUGAGCAGUCCCGAGAUGGCUGCCGCGGCGGUCACGUCAGACCCGGAGACGUGCAAGCCGGCGCCGGUAAGGAGAGAAUGGUGGAGGAAGGCCAGGCGGCAAGGUUCCGGCGGCAGGUCUCAGAGUGGUGAUUUCGGCAUGAGCAGCAGCACCUCAUCGACGAGGAUGAUUGGUGUUGAUCCCCCAAUAUCUCCUCCGCCGGGCAGCGUUCCUGCUUGGAAUGCGGGCUGGGGCAGGAUUGAUCGGGGCGCAGCGCCAGAUCAGUUCAUUCGUUUACAAGACGUGGGAGGCUUAAUGGAGUAG